Messenger RNA from Oncorhynchus nerka (sockeye salmon), 1507 nucleotides. Its product is annotated as receptor expression-enhancing protein 3-like. Lineage: Eukaryota; Metazoa; Chordata; Actinopteri; Salmoniformes; Salmonidae. The record is from RefSeq and is a predicted model, not a curated record. The transcript is spliced from 5 exons. Bases 84 to 515 code for a protein of 143 amino acids.
AGUGUCUCCAUCCUCUACUGUCCUCGAGAGAGAGGGAGAUAGAUGAGUACAUUGUCCAGGCCAAGGAGCGUAGCUACGAGACCAUGGUGACCUUCGGCAAGCAGGGCCUAAGUAUAGCUGCUACUGCAGCUGUCUCCGCAGCUGUCAAGGGCCAGGGGGCGAUCACAGAGAAGCUGAGGAGCUUCAGUAUGCACGACCUGACUCAGAUACCCCUCGACGACACAGCAGCCAAUCAGAUCUAUACGGCCCAUGCCGGCAACCCUGCCGUGAGCAGGAGGGCGCUCGCCGCAAACUCGACCGACAGAACAGAGUACUAUGAUCAGGAGGACAGGACAGACGAGGAGGAGGAACAACUUUUCUCAGAGGACGAGGCUGUCACCCAGAGAGGUCUGAGGAGGUCCCAGAGUGUCAAGAUCGUGCGCUCUAAAGCCCGCAAAGAUGCCCGUUAUGGAUCUCUGAAGAUCAAAGGGAAGCGGAGGCCGGUUCUGACUGCUGCUACCUACAGUGCCAUGUAAUGACCAGUCCAGGAGACGUGACUGCUGGCUGGUGCCAUGGAUGGGUUUCCUUCUGUAGUGCUCUACUGUUGACCAGAGCACGGUGGGUCCUGGCUAAAAGUAGUGCAUUAUGGGCCCUGGCCAACAGUAGUGCAUUAUGGGCCCUGGCCAACAGUAGUGCAUUAUGGGCCCUGGCCAACAGUAGUGCAUUAUGGGCCCUGGCCAACAGUAGUGCACUAGAAUGGGAAUAGGCUUUUUGGGACGGACCAGGAAAUCAGUCAACAAUUCAGGAAUGACUACGGACGGCUCCAACAUCCAUAUCAGUGACUACUGACGUGUUAGACCAUCCAUUCUAUGGAGAACGAUGCUGUGGAACUGUUCUGUUAGACCAUCCAUUCUAUGGAGAACGAUGCUGUGGAACUGUUCUGCUGGUGUUUUUAAAACUGUCCUGGGGUCUAAUUCUAUUCACGCUGGGAGCAUCUGUCUUGUUUUUAAACGAACCAUCAACUCACUAUAUUUAUGACAUUAUUCUGACUGUGUGUAUUUAAACCAUCGUACAGCGGAAGCUGUUCAGAAAGAAUCUUAAGGUUUCCUGUCUUUUAGUUGUGUGUUUUUUGUUGCAUGGAUCUUAUAUUCUGGGUCGUUUUAAUGUGCGGAUGUGGACUUUUUAGGAUCUUGGCUUUUUGUUGAGGGAGUUUAUAUAAUUAAUUUAGCUUCCUUUUGUCAUAUAUGCUGCCUUGUAUUUUGAGUUUAGCCUAUUAAAUAGUAGAAUACAUUAUAAUAGUGACCAUUCUGGCACACUUAAAAAGAUUGUUACAAAGUAACAGCUGACCAAAAAGUGUCCCUUAUUCCUUUCCGGAGGAAUAAACCAAUGAUGAGAGAAAGGGAACAGAGAAUCCUGUUAUUGGCUUGUGUCCCAAAUGGCAUCAUUCCCUAUACAGGGCACUACCCAAUGGGCCCUGGUCUAAAGUAGGGCACUGUGUAGGGAAUAGGGUUCCAUCGGGCCCUGCUCU